Molecule: messenger RNA, 1748 nt
Organism: Paramecium octaurelia
Lineage: Eukaryota; Ciliophora; Oligohymenophorea; Peniculida; Parameciidae
Source: the annotation of a GenBank genome assembly
AUGUAAAGACAAGUUUAUAUCAGUCCUGAGAGAAUGGUCGUUGAAAAACUAGAAAAGUAUCCAGCUCCCAAUUCAGACCCGAAUUUCGAUCACUGUAUUGUAGUUCAUAAAAUGAUCAAUAGCGCGAUUUCAGGAGAUAGAGGCUGAAUUCAGAGCCCUAGAUAUCGACCAAAGCGGAUGGCUAUCCUUGGCUGAAUUGGAGUUGCAUCUCAAGCGAAAGGGGUGUGAUCAGCAUUUGGUCCAAGAGAUCUUCAAUGACCUUAACACUAACCAAGAUCAGAAGAUAUCAAAGGAUGAGUUCACACAUGGAUAUCUGAACAAAGAAUCCAAUCUCAAAGAAGAAAUCAAAUAGAUCGAAAUUAAAAUCAAACACCUGAGAUCCCUGGAGGAUGAUAUCAAAUCCAAAGUCACUUAGACCAAUUGUUCUCAACUCAUACUCACCUUGCAAUCAGCAUGUCUAAGCCAAUUAUACCACUCCCAAGACGACGUUGUCAAGGCUUACAAACAAAUCGAAGUCAUCUUCCAUUGCAACGAAGCUUAGGAUGGCAUCGAGAGAAUAAGCAAACCAAGUCUCAAUUGUGAAUUCCCGGUUUGGGGAGAUAAAUUUAACUACGCCCUCAAUCAAGUUUUUGAGAUCACCAUCUCCAUAGAAUUAAUCGAAAUCGAUAAAUUGGAUAAGCAAUCCCUAGGCAAAACCAUUCUCAAAAAAGGGCUGAAUUCCGAAUUUGACAAACAAGAAAAAAUCUAUUUUGAAAAUGUUGGAGAAGUCAUUAUUUAAAUUCAAUUUAUCAAAGAUUGGGUAAGAGUUAUUAUCUUAAAUAGAAUGAAUCAAUUUAAUUUUAAGUUUCUUUUUAUGAAAACUGCAUUAACUAAUAUUUAGAAGAAAUCAAACAAAUCAAGAAGAAACUAUUCUUUAUGAAACAACUCUAUACUAAUAAUAGUACUAUCCAAUAUAAGAGUCUUAAACUUAAGGAAUCCUAACCGUAAUCUGUCAGAUUAUCAUAACUCUAAGACACAACCUAAAGAAACACUCAAUUCCCAUAAAUUCCAAUGUACUUAACUCAUCAGAUGGUUUAAGAAAUACACGUGAUUAAUUCACUCAAACCCUAAAACCAACUAUCCCAUAGUAAAAUAUUCUAAGAGAAUCAACUGGCAACCAGUUUGCAGCACAAAUCAUUGUAUAAUCCAGCAUUACAGCUUUCACUGCAAUAACAAGUCCCUGUUUAACAAGCCUAAAACUUAAAAUCAUAUAAAACUGAUUUAAAGUAAGCUGACUCCAUCCAGAUUGAUUACACAAUUCAAGCUAGUAUUUUUGAUGCAUUCAAUCAGUUUAAUCACAGUGAAACAGAACCAGAUGAAUUAGGUGUUGAUUUACAAACCUUUGGGAAUGAGGAAAGAUAUAAAAUGAUAUAUCCUUUGAUCGGUUUGAUUACCCUGAAUAUCGCAUACUCCAGAUGUGACUUCUUAGGUUUAAUGCUGCUAUUGCUGACAAUACCGUAUCAGAAGAAAAAAUGGAAUACUUAACAAAUAAACUUUUAUUCGAUUGGAAUGAUAAUUUCUGCAAUUAUGGAUUUCUAUUGGUAUAUUAUAUAUCUCUAUUACUAAGGCUGUUUAAGUUUUCCAAUUGUUUUUCUGAUUCUUAUUAAUGCAAUAAUUAAUAUGGAUUUGUCUUGGCCAUCUAUUUCUUUUGUUUUCUUGCAAUCCUAGGAAAACUCUACACAACCUAUAAAAUACGUUCCUAUUAUUGA